Messenger RNA from Nothobranchius furzeri (turquoise killifish), 2629 nucleotides. It is a transcript of the gene rab4b, whose product is annotated as RAB4B, member RAS oncogene family. Gene Ontology annotation, molecular function: GTP binding; GTPase activity. Gene Ontology annotation, cellular component: insulin-responsive compartment; plasma membrane; recycling endosome. Gene Ontology annotation, biological process: regulation of endocytosis; Rab protein signal transduction; vesicle-mediated transport. NCBI's taxonomy places the organism in Eukaryota, Metazoa, Chordata, Actinopteri, Cyprinodontiformes, Nothobranchiidae. The record is from RefSeq and is a predicted model, not a curated record.
AACACAACACAAGUGGAACACUAGCGACGCAGCACGCAGCUGCCGUGUUUGUCUGAGCAAAGGAAGCUAGGAAGGGAUCAAGGAAGCCUCCAUCAUCGUAGAUAAACACCCUAAGGAGGUGUGACACAGCGACCACCAGCUGUCACACCAAAAGAACCGCAAAAGGGUUCUUCCCACAGCGAGGGUCAACAUGUCGGAGACAUACGACUUCCUCUUCAAGUUCCUGGUGAUCGGCAGUGCUGGGGCGGGGAAAUCCUGUCUCCUUCACCAGUUCAUCGAGAACAAGUUUAAACAGGACUCCAACCACACCAUCGGCGUGGAGUUUGGUUCCAGGGUGGUCAAUGUUGCCGGGAAGACGGUCAAACUGCAGAUCUGGGACACUGCGGGCCAGGAGCGAUUUCGCUCUGUAACUCGUAGCUACUACAGAGGAGCAGCAGGGGCGCUCCUUGUUUACGACAUCACAAGUCGAGAGACGUAUAACACUCUGACUAACUGGCUCACAGACGCGAGGACUCUAGCGAGCCCCAACAUCGUAAUUAUUCUGUGUGGGAACAAGAAGGACCUGGAUGCAGACAGAGAGGUGACCUUCCUGGAAGCAUCCCGUUUUGCUCAGGAGAAUGAGCUGAUGUUUCUAGAGACCAGCGCUCUGACGGGGGAGAACGUAGAAGAAGCUUUUUUGAAAUGCGCUCGCAACAUCCUCAACAAGAUCGAUUCGGGGGAACUGGACCCGGAGAGGAUGGGCUCGGGAAUUCAGUACGGAGACGCGUCGCUGCGACAGCCGCGGCAGCCGAGAGGCACCACAACGCAGAGCAAGCAGCAGUGUAACUGCUAGGGAUCAGGCGCCUUCAUCACCUGAGCCCACACAGACAGGACUCCCUCUACUGUCUCAUUCACCUUAGAUCACCUGGAUGACGCAGCGACCCGACUUCUGGUAAGCGUCUGAGUCGGAGCGGCUUGGUUCUGGACAGGCAGACCCCUCAUAAGGAAGAGCCAUCAUCAGUUAUUUACCAGGAUAAACCACGGGUUGUUUGUUUGGGUUUUUCUGGUCUUUAUCGUUUAUUUACUCUGGUUUCAGUAACUCCAAGAUUUCCUCGUUUGCACAUCGUUGCUGACUUACUUGAACGGAUUUUCUUCAUUCGGCCUCUUCUGAAUCAGUGAGGCGUCAUCGUUAAAUUCAACCUACAACUGAUUAGUGACAGACAAGUUGUAAAGAAGUAAUUUAGCACAUAUUUAGGCUUAAAAUGAUUAAAUCUAAGGUUUUACUUAAAAAUUUAAUCUGUUUAUUAGUGAACUUGAAUGGACUUUUCAGAGAAGCCUAAUUAUUCAGUCAUACUUUGCGAAUGUUCAGUUUUGGAGCUGCAAAUGCACUUUUAUUACAUGCUGUUAUUACUGAUUGUGAAUUAGUAGCAUAAUAAUUCCAGAAAGUUUAGUCACUCCACAUGAAACCAAAAGAGGCAAACCCGUGGGACAUUUCUAAAGCACAAAGAAGAGACCUUCUUAUUAUUAUCUAAGAAUCCCAAAGUCUGUAGGUUGAUCUUGAUCAGAGUCUCAGUUAAAAUCUGUCAAUCUCUAAAUGUAAUCCAAAACCGCAGCGCACCAUAAUUGUUUUGCCUGUUUUGUUCAUGAAGAUCCUCUCUAAAGGUUCUGGAAUCGUUUAGUCUUGUCUGUUUGUGAGUCUCAGCGAUAAAAGUCAGGAUUCUGUUUGCCUUCUUUGCUUUGCACAGGAAUGGCAAACUGCUUCAGUUUUCUCCCUCAGACAGACUUUGGAGAAAAGAAAAUAUUUCCACAAAAAUGUGUGUUUCUCUUUCCUUGAACCACUGACAGCGUAGUUCAUGGUGCUGCUGGAGGAACACGAGGUUCCACAUGCCGCUGACAACUCAGACUGACCCGAGACGGGAUCAAAACAAACAUAUUUUGGUCCGGUGGCUCUGGCGUGUCCCUGCAGCCAAACCGCACGCGUUUCUAACCCGAGCGAGUCGGCUCACUGAAGGAACGACGUUCAGGCGUGGAGAGUAUGUAGCGCAGCAAGAGACAGACGGUUCGAAAUGUUGCUUUUAAAAAUAAACCUGUUCAUUCUGUGAUGGUUCGGCUCAUCUCAAAGUGCACUUUUACUUUUAAAAUGUGUUGUUUAUAUGCUGCAACUAAAGAAAUGUACAUUUUAUUUUACUGUAAUAAAGGUUUUAGUGUAGGUGUAAUUCCUACUUUAAAACAAAUCAGAUUAUUGAUUCAGUCUCCUCGUUUCUGCUGUCACAAUUAUUGUUCAAACUCCUGACGUGGACUUGGUGAGCUUUAGGUGGCUGUCAGCAGCAACGGAUCACUCCUCUUCACAGAUAACUGUUUAUCUGCAUUUAUUAAGUAACUGAAAUAGUUGAAAACUGCCAAAUCAGAGUUAAAAUGCAAUUAAUCUGUGUUUAUUGUACAGUUCAUAAUAAGCAGACUUCAGAAUAGCCAUAAAUAUAUUAUUAUGCCACAAGUUCCAGUCUGGAUUUGAUCAUUCGAUGAACAGCUGUUCUGUAAAAUAUGUGAAAUAUGCAACCUGAAUACUGCUGUACGAGUAGCCUAUCCUGUAAAUAAGAUUUAUCUAUUGUGAUUGUUGUAAUUCCCAGUAAACUGCUUGUUUUCCAUUGAA